Messenger RNA from Aspergillus neoniger CBS 115656, 733 nucleotides. Its product is annotated as SUMO family protein SMT3. Bases 156 to 422 code for a protein of 88 amino acids. Gene Ontology annotation, cellular component: septin ring; nucleus. The record is from RefSeq and is a predicted model, not a curated record. Gene Ontology annotation, molecular function: protein tag activity; ubiquitin-like protein ligase binding. NCBI's taxonomy places the organism in Eukaryota, Fungi, Ascomycota, Eurotiomycetes, Eurotiales, Aspergillaceae. Gene Ontology annotation, biological process: protein sumoylation. The transcript is spliced from 3 exons.
CAACGCCCCAUCCCUUUUCUUCUUCUCUCAGUCAUAUCUCACGUCCACCAGCUUCUUCUCCUCGUCCAUCUCUCCGCCAGUGCUCUAGCGCAUAUCCCUUCAAAGCGGCAAACAGGUUCCCAAGCCCUCCAUCGUCUUCAUUCCCUUCUACAACAAUGGCCGACUCCGGAGAGGCCCCCGCGGCUGUCGAGCACCUCAACAUCAAGGUGACCGACAACAACAAUGAAGUGUUCUUCAAGAUCAAGCGCACAACCCAGUUGAAGAAGUUGAUGGACGCGUUCUGCGAAAGGCAAGGAAAGCAGCCGUCUACGGUCCGCUUUCUUUUCGAUGGCACCCGUGUGCGCCCUGAAGAUACACCCGAUACGCUCGAGAUGGCCGAUGGGGACACUCUCGAAGUGCACCAGGAACAAAUCGGUGGCUAGAUAGCAUAAUCUCUCUCUCGAUGAAUCAUGAUUAUUAUGUCUUUUCAAAAUACAUUACCAGCCCCGUUGUGUUUCUUACCUUUAGUUACCCAACUUUAUCUUCUCCCGACCAUCCUCCGAUCUGUUUCUCCCGUUUCUAUCAAACAGAUACAAGGCGCAACAUGGUGUUCUAACUUGGUUGAUGGGCCGGAGCCGGACCCGGAUUUGGAGAGCGUCCUAUUAUGAGAUGUGUAUCUGGGUAGGGAUCAGGAAUUUUUCAGAGUGAUAAAUAAGAGGGUUGUUGACGUCGACGAAAAUAUGAUGAAUGGUUA